Rhagoletis zephyria (snowberry fruit fly) is the source of this 877-nucleotide messenger RNA. RefSeq names its product probable chitinase 3. The record is from RefSeq and is a predicted model, not a curated record. Gene Ontology annotation, cellular component: extracellular region. Gene Ontology annotation, molecular function: chitin binding. Lineage: Eukaryota; Metazoa; Arthropoda; Insecta; Diptera; Tephritidae.
AUGGGUUAUAAAGCCUUAUUGAUCAUCAUUUUAAUAUCUCAACUACUCUCAUUCCAUGCAACAUUCGCUGACACCUUCGAAGAAUGUGAUAAUGCGGAAGAAGGAACAUUCGUAAAAAGCACACAAAGCUGCCAAACUUACAUAUAUUGCGACGGUGACAAUUCCUACUCUGGCGAUUGUGAUGAAGGUCAAUACUUCGAUGGUGAAUCGUGUGAUGAUGCAGAAAAUGUAUAUUGUGCUCUGGAUGUUCCAGAAGAUCCAGAGCAGCCAGCGGUAUCUGAAGAUCCUGAUGAGCCCGUACCGCCAGCCACAUCUACUCCGAAACCUACAACAACUACGAGGCUGCCACAAGCAACUACCAUACCAACUACCACUAUCAUCACCACCACCACCACCACCAGUUCCGAGAGCAUAAAUACGCUGGAACCGCACGCCAUUCUACCAGUAGUGAGAGAUCAAUGUCCAGCUAGCGAUGAUCCUGAACAGCUUGUUCUUCUGACGAAUGCCCAAUCGUGCACAGACUAUUUUCUUUGCUAUCACGGGCACCCGAUUGAAAUGCGUUGUACCGACAAUUUACACUUCAAUAUAUAUACAGCUAAAUGUGAUUUCCCCGAAAAUGUACAAUGCAUGCUCGACCGACCAAAUGCGAAUAAAUGCUUACCACAUGUCACUGACUUUUUUCCGCAUUCGCAGAAUUGUAACUAUUUCUAUUACUGCAUCAGGGGCUUUCUUACUCUGCAGCAGUGCCCAUUUUACUAUGGCUGGGACAUUGAACGUCGCGCAUGCGUACUAAUUAAACAGGCGAAAUGUUUUGAAGGAUCCAAGCGAACGUACAUAAAUAAGUAAGGUACAGGCGUGAAUGGAACUGUAUCAGAAC